Messenger RNA from Aureobasidium uvarum, 828 nucleotides. Lineage: Eukaryota; Fungi; Ascomycota; Dothideomycetes; Dothideales; Saccotheciaceae. The record is from the annotation of a GenBank genome assembly.
AUGUGGCCCGGUCAGGCCAUGACCCUCAAGGUCAACCAGGUCGUCCACCACGAAAAGUCCAAGUACCAGGAUGUCCUCAUCUUCGAGUCGACCGACUACGGCAUGGUCCUCGUCCUCGACAAUGUCAUCCAGUGUACCGAGCGCGACGAGUUCUCGUACCAGGAGAUGAUCACCCACCUGGCCAUGAACUCGCACCCCAACCCCAAGAAGGUCCUCGUCAUCGGUGGCGGUGACGGUGGUGUCCUCCGUGAGGUCGUCAAGCACGAGUGUGUCGAGGAGGCCGUCCUCUGCGACAUUGACGAGGCCGUCAUCCGUCUCUCCAAGAAGUACCUCCCCGGCAUGGCCGUUGGCUACCAGCAUCCCAACGUCAAGACCCACGUCGGCGACGGCUUCAAGUUCCUCGACGACAAGAAGGGCGAGUUCGAUGUCAUCAUCACCGACAGCUCCGACCCGGAGGGCCCCGCCGAGGCUCUGUUCCAGAAGCCCUACUUUGAGCUGCUGAAGGGUGCCCUGAGAGAGGGCGGUGUCAUUACUACCCAAGGUUGUAAGCACCCUUUCCUAUGGCUGCACCUCCCCUUGAUCACCAAGCUCAAGCAGGACUGCAAGCAGGUCUUCCCCAACGUCGAGUACGCCUACACCACCAUCCCCACCUACCCCUCUGGCCAGAUUGGUUUCAUGGUCUGCUGCCUUGACGCCAACCGCAACCUCAAGAAGCCCGUCCGCCAGUGGUCUGAGGCCGAGGAGGACAAGCUGUGCAAGUACUACAACAAGGAGAUCCACGAGGCCUCGUUUGUUCUGCCCAACUUCGCCAAGAAGGCCCUCAAGUAG